AUGGAAGAUUGCAAGCCGGUAGCCACUCCAGCAGAACCAGGAAUCAAAUUAAGUGUGAAUUCAACAAGAGAGCAAGUGAAUCCGACGUUGUUUAAAAGCAUCGUUGGAAGUCUAAGGUAUCUAACUAUCACACGACCAGACAUAACAUACGCUGUGGGAUUGGUAAGCAGAUUCAUGGAGAAUCCAAAACAAGAUCAUUGGAUUGCAGCAAAAAGAAUCCUCAGAUAUGUCAAAGGUACAACAGGUCAUGGUUUAUUCUACACGGGAUCAGAAAAUUCGAAGCUGGUCGGUUAUUCUGAUAGUGAUUAUGGGGGAGACUUAGACGAUCGAAAAAGCACAACUGGAUAUCUCUUUCAUAUCGGCUCUGCAGCAUUUUCAUGGUCAUCAAAAAAGCAACAAACGGUGAAGAAAAAAAAUGUGGAGCUAAUGUAG
This is a messenger RNA of Hibiscus syriacus, 432 nucleotides long. RefSeq names its product secreted RxLR effector protein 161-like. Lineage: Eukaryota; Viridiplantae; Streptophyta; Magnoliopsida; Malvales; Malvaceae. The record is from RefSeq and is a predicted model, not a curated record. Bases 1 to 432 code for a protein of 143 amino acids. The transcript has 2 exons.